Messenger RNA from Centruroides sculpturatus (bark scorpion), 877 nucleotides. RefSeq lists its product as uncharacterized. Lineage: Eukaryota; Metazoa; Arthropoda; Arachnida; Scorpiones; Buthidae. The coding region runs from base 130 to 558 and encodes 142 amino acids. The record is from RefSeq and is a predicted model, not a curated record. The transcript is spliced from 6 exons.
UAUGUCUGUUUAUUAAUUGAAGGUGGUUUCAGUUUGUCCGAAGUUGGAACGGUACAAUCCUACUCCCCGACGUCGAAAUCCAUAAGAAAAACGAUUCCGUAUACUGUAUAUAUAUAUUACAAUCGUGUUAUGUACGUACACAUGACACGACUAUGCGACAUAUUGAUAAGAAUUGCUGUAUUGGAAACAAUGAAGACACUUCUAGCUUUGGUCAUAGUGUUCUUUGCCGUGGCUUCCAUCCAUUCGUGCAACAAUAUCGAUGCUAAUAAUUUAUUUAAACAAUUCUGCAAUAUUCGUAAUCGUCAAGCAUUCAAUUAUUGUUUGAGAGAAAACAACGUGAAUAUUAUUAACGAUUUGCAUCGCAAUUGUAUCAUGCAAGUCAAGUAUUAUAAAACUAUGGAUGAAUUAAAAAAUUUUAUUUGCAAUGGUAGUACAGAAGAGGAACUUACAAAAUAUUUUCAUUGCUUCUAUCCAGCAAUCUAUGUGGAAAACAUAGCUAAUCCUAAUCUUCUAGAUAUCAAUCGGAAAUGCUUAAAGGAGGUUUCAAAAUACUAUUAAAGACCUACAACUUUCGAAUAAUUUGGAAUAACCGAUUAAAAUUUAAAUAAAGAUUUUUAACUGUCAAUUUUUGUAUUUAUCGUUUGGGUUGAUGAUAAAGAAUUAAUAUAUUUAAUUAAUAAAUUUAAUUGCGUCAAAUGUCGUUACAUUUAAGAUCCAUUUUUAUAUAAUAAAUAAUCUUCACUAAAACUUUUUCAAGCUUAAAAUUGCGCAGAACUGAUUAAAUUGUCUUUACGACUGUUAUGUAUAACAAUAUAUAACAGGAGGAAAGUAUGGCGAUCGAUCAAAAAGACCCUCCAAGAUUUUUACAUUCUUGGAU